GAUCUGUCCGUUCAGCUUCUACAAUAAAUGCAGCCAAAGGGGCAGUCACUUCUCAUCAGUCACAAAAGUCUCCUCUUUAGACCUCACUCUCACAAAAGCCAUUUCUCAUCAUGCCAAACCAACAAAAGAAAGUCAUUUUUUGUAUGGCUGGGGUGUUAAGCUUCGUGUGCGCCCUUGGAGUUGUGACAGCCCUGGGGACACCGUUGUGGAUCAAAGCCACCUUCCUCUGCAAAACAGGGGCUCUGCUCGUCAAUGCCUCUGGGCAGGAGCUGGACAAGUUCAUGGGAGAAAUGCAGUACGGGCUUUUCCACGGAGAGGGUGUGAGGCAGUGCGGGCUGGGAGCGAGGCCCUUUCGGUUCUCACUUUUCCCAGAUUUGCUCAAAGUGAUCCCCUUGAGCAUCCACGUCAACGUCAUUCUCUUCUCCACGAUCCUGGUUGUUUUAACCAUGGUGGGAACGGCCUUCUUCAUGUAUAAUGCUUUUGGCAAGCCCUUUGAAACCCUUCAUGGCCCACUAGGGUUGUAUCUUUUGAGCUUCAUGUCAGGCUCCUGUGGCUGUCUUGUCAUGAUACUGUUUGCCUCUGAAGUGAAAAUCCACCACCUCUCAGAAAAAAUUGCAAAUGAUAAAGAAGGGACUUACGCCUACAAAACGCAAAGUGAAAAAUACACCGCUUCGUUCUGGGUUGUUUUCAUUUGCUUUUUUGUUCAUUUUUUGAAUGGGCUCUUAAUACGACUUGCUGGAUUUCAGUUUCCUUUUGCAAAAUCUAAAGACACGGAGACGACCAAUGUAGCUGCAGAUCUAAUGUACUGAAAGGCAAAUAUUCCUGUGAUCUGCCAAGUAAGUGAGUCAACUUGCUCUGGUCACUUGGAAAUGGUUAAUUUUGUCCGUCCUUUCAGAUGCACAAAUGAAAGCAUCCAAGCCCUCCAUGGCAAUGUUUACAAAUGAGGUACUAAGGAUACAGGCUCAGUAAGGGGAGCAGAAGGAAGGUUUGAGAAGGUUGUUUUACUUCAUGGGAACUGCGUGCUUAAAACUCUUGACUAGAAGGGACAAAUUGUUACCCUAUGUACGCAUCAAAGUGUAAAAUGCCUGCUCCAUCAGGAAGGAAUGAAGAGGCAUGGAGACUAUGUUUUAAUACAAACAAAUACAAUUUCUGAUACAUCCACACAUUUGUUGCCAGAGAUACCAGGAAGUAAAGCUGGAAUCGCUUUCCUAAAAUGAUAGUGCACUAAGUGAGCAUUGAUGAAAAGUAUCCACAUGCUUUUUUUUUUUUUUUUAAGUUCGUUUAAAGCACAGUCUUAUUAUCCAUGCCUGUUGGUCAAAAUUUGCAAACCUCUAAAUGGAAAAAAAAAAAAAAAAGGCGGGUGGGGAAACACAGUACUUUAAA
This is a messenger RNA of Leopardus geoffroyi (Geoffroy's cat), 1383 nucleotides long. RefSeq names its product clarin 1 (gene CLRN1). NCBI's taxonomy places the organism in Eukaryota, Metazoa, Chordata, Mammalia, Carnivora, Felidae. The coding region runs from base 111 to 809 and encodes 232 amino acids. The transcript has 3 exons. Gene Ontology annotation, biological process: equilibrioception; sensory perception of sound. The record is from RefSeq and is a predicted model, not a curated record.